Aspergillus homomorphus CBS 101889 is the source of this 1086-nucleotide messenger RNA. Its product is annotated as MFS general substrate transporter. Gene Ontology annotation, biological process: xenobiotic detoxification by transmembrane export across the plasma membrane. The record is from RefSeq and is a predicted model, not a curated record. The coding region runs from base 1 to 1086 and encodes 361 amino acids. The transcript has 5 exons. Gene Ontology annotation, molecular function: fluconazole transmembrane transporter activity. NCBI's taxonomy places the organism in Eukaryota, Fungi, Ascomycota, Eurotiomycetes, Eurotiales, Aspergillaceae.
AUGUCUGCCCCGAUCUACACCCCAAGCACCGAGUACGUGGCUCGGGAAUACGAUAUUAGUCACGCACAAUCUUCGUUGGGUCUUGUGCUUUAUGUUGUAGGAUAUGGCUUUGGGGCCCUCUUGUUUACAAAGCGGGCUUUUUUCUUGCGAUUUCUUCAAGGGUUUUUUGCCAGUGCAUCACUAACUACAGGCGGGGCUUCACUCGGAGAUGUCUAUGGUGCUACGAGCUUUCCGUGUGCCAUGUCGAUCUGGGCGGCAUGUGCCUAUUCAGCACCGACAAUAGGUCCCACCAUUCCAGGGUUCGUUAUCCCUGUUCUCGGAUGGCGCUUUUCCAUGUGGGAGAUCCUUAUCGCGGCUGCUCCAGUCUUCAUUCUGGUUUUUACACUCCCUGAAACAAGCGCCACGACAAUCCUCUACCGACGCGCGCGGCGGCUGCGGCAGCGAGACUGCAUAACUCUGUAUGUCACGGCCGGGGAAAUGGCCCAGCAAGGAGUCCGUUUUCCUCAAGUGGUUCAAAAUUCGCUUCUGAUCCCCUUUCGAAUCACUCUAUCGGACCCGGCUAUGUUGUUUGUUAAUAUCUAUAUCAUGUUGAUCUACAGUAUCUACUACUCAUUCUUUGAGGUGUGCCCCAUCGUAUAUGGUCAGAUAUAUGGCUUCAAUGCCGGAGAGAAAGGGUGUGUUUUUAUUGGUAAUACUAUAGGCACCGCCAUGGCGAUGCUGAUCUUGUUUCUUUACCACCAUUUUGGGCCUCCCGUCAGUCUGUCUCUUUUUGGGUGGACCGCUCAUCCCAGUGUACAUUGGACUAUCCCCACCAUUGGGAUGCUGAUUUACCCGGCUACCGUGUGUAUCCUGAUGCAGUGUCUCUUCUUGUAUAUUUCAUCGUGUUAUCCGCACUACCGAGCAAGUCUGUUCGCCGCCUCCGACUUCAAGCGCAGCUGCUUUGAGGCUGCGGCCAUUCUCUUCUCCAGGCCAAUGUAUGAAAAUGCGGGCGUCGGACCAGGGUGCAGUAUCUUGACUGGUCUGAUUGUCAAUUACUGCUUGACAAAUUGGGUUCCCAUUCAGUGCUUAAAGGCUCGAACUGGGUGA